Molecule: messenger RNA, 1833 nt
Organism: Perkinsus marinus ATCC 50983
Lineage: Eukaryota; Perkinsozoa; Perkinsida; Perkinsidae
Exons: 14
Coding region: 1-1833 (610 amino acids)
Source: RefSeq, a predicted model, not a curated record
AUGUCCACAGUAGCCGAGUUCCCUCCAGAGAGGUCUGUGCCUCUCACUGAGGAGGCUCUAGCUCUCGAGAAACGACUCAUAGAAGAAAUUCAACAACUAAACACAACAGAAGACGCGAUAACAUUCCUUCGCCGAAUUAUUUCGGAACUUCGUAGCAACACCACUCUACGCCAAGUUGCCCCCGGCCUUCUCAGUCCUCUGAUGGAUCUGGCCAAAGGGAACCUCCUUGAGGAGUCCCAGGAGGGCAGGAAGAUACUAAAAGAUACCAUAUGCGAGAUAGCAGUCGUAUCCCGUCCUCGAGAGUGCUACACCUUCCUUAUGGAAGCACUAUCCCUUCUACCCGAUAGAGAGGCUCGAGGGACCACCACUACCACCUUUGUGGCCGCAGCAGCUCUAUUGCGGGGCCUAUCACGCCUCAUGGUCCGGGUAGAGUCGGGCCGUAUGAAAAGCGAUAGAGCAAGGUAUCUAGUCGGUAUAGUAGCGAUGAUACAGCGUAAGUUUUUCGCCCAACCCAAGGACGGCAGUCCUUCGUAUUGGAAUGCUUCCAACGACUGUGAACUCCUAGAGGAGAUCUGUGGUGCAUGUAUAGAGCUCAUCAGCACCUAUGGAUAUGAUGCUAAGGUCGGUGCUGCUUUACAGGAGGAUCCCAAGGAAUCUUCAUGUCGACUAGAGGUUCUAACAUCAUUAGCGUGCUUGGUUUCAGAGGAGCUCUGUCGUAGGGUGUCCAAGAGCAGAGUAGGUCUGCCCCUGCUCGGGGAUAGUCCAGAGGAAUACAAGCUACAGGACAACACUGUUGGCAAGCUUCUCAACGAUGUGAACUCUGCCGUCUACCACUCCUCGGGUAUACUCCAGUACACCUACAAUAGAAUCCUCACUCUAGUACCGCACGAGGAGACGGGGUUGAUGCAGAGUAGUGACGGUGUGAGCGCGCUGGAUAUGGCCCGGUCGAGGUUGGGCUGGCUGGUCUUGGCCUUUGUGGAGCGCCCGAGAGGAUCUCCUGUCUGGAUGCCUCUAGUCUGGUCGCAUGCAGUAUACACUCAUAUUUUCGCAUGUACUGUACAGCUCCUCUUUGAGAGUAACGAUAUCAUAGCGAUUCGAAGUGGCCUUCGCCUCUUUGGUAAGGAGCUGCAGGGACAUCUCCCUUACCAGAACUUCAUCGAGGGCACACGACAGCGUUGGAAUCCUGGUAAUCUCUUCCGCCACGUGCUAGAGAUUGCUAUCACUAGUGACGAGGCUAUGAUGACCCUGGGAGAGCGUCAGAGGAUGUACACCAUUGUGGAGGGGGACCUUAGGACCUUACCAAUAGAGGAAAGACUGGAGACCUAUUAUCAAGUAGAGAAGACCAGUAGAGUGGACCAAGUGGUAGGUAUUAUACUCAAGUUAUAUGAGGAUGAUUGGUGGAGUGAAGUCCUCCAACAACCUGAUGUGGUACGGCUCAGUUUAGUAGACAAGUUUACUCAGGCUAUACAGACUGCUCUCACUGGCGACUUCAAGGUGGUGGACGGUACUGAUACCAUCAUUGGAGCUGUUAAUUGGUGUAUAAUGAUAUGGUUGGCGGACCCCAUCAAUAACGCUACGGCACGGCAUAUAAGAUCCUCUCAGUGGCUUAGUGGAGUUGUCACUUCCCUGGUAGAGGGUGUGGCCAGCCAGAUCGAUGCUGAAUUGAGGAUAGUAGCCGAGGAUAGUGCCGAUGAGGAACUGAAGGGUGUGGAGAUGAGCCGAUUACAAUUGGUGGCGGCCACUGUGGGGAGGCUGAGAGAGUUGCUAACUACAAACACCUUGGCAAAGGAUGUUGAUGAUGAUAGUGUUAUAACAGAUAUAAACAAAUCCUAA